Molecule: messenger RNA, 1063 nt
Organism: Doryrhamphus excisus (bluestripe pipefish)
Lineage: Eukaryota; Metazoa; Chordata; Actinopteri; Syngnathiformes; Syngnathidae
Product: transcription factor HES-1-like
Biological process (GO): regulation of DNA-templated transcription
Molecular function (GO): protein dimerization activity; DNA binding
Source: RefSeq, a predicted model, not a curated record
GUAGUGUCACUUUGGCUAACACAAGUCAACGAAGGACGUUUGUCAUCGUUAAACUGCUCGGAGGUUUGCCAGGAGAAGGCGGGACUUGGUUUCGACUAUUUGUUUUGUGGAACUAGUAAAUGUGAAGAUGCCAGCCGGUACUUUGGAACGGACUUCUUCAUCCGUGGCUGCUGCUACCCCGAACGGAAACUCCACUCCUGACAAACCGCGGAGUCAGACAGGAAGCAGAAAGUCUUCCAAACCAAUUAUGGAAAAGCGACGACGAGCUCGAAUCAACGAGAGUCUUGGCCACUUGAAGACGCUCAUUUUGGACGCACUCAAGAAAGAUAGCUCCAGACACUCCAAACUAGAGAAGGCAGAUAUCCUUGAGAUGACUGUGAAACACCUCAGGAAUCUACAGCGACUUCAGCUGACAGCCGCUGUGAGCACAGAUCCACUCAUCCUGGCUAAAUACAGAGCCGGUUUCAGCGAAUGUAUGGGAGAGGUCACCCGCUUCCUAUCUACAUGUGAAGAGGUGAACUCGGAGGUGAGGAGCCGUCUCCUCAGCCACCUGACGGGCUGCGUCUCACAGAUGAACGCCAUAAACUUCUACCCGCCUCACCCAAGCCCGCUAGGACUCGGACAGACUGGAGUCCAGAUUGCAGCGGCUCCCGCGCCUCAGAUUCCUUGCAAAAGCAACUCACAGAUGCGAAGCCCUCCGGAAAACAUGAAGCUUCACGGAGCCUUCCAGGUGGUGCCAACACCGGAUGGACAUUUUGCCUUUCUUGUUCCCAGCGCAGCUCUCACACCUCUCGGUGCACAAAGCAGCCAUUUUAUGUCACCUUGUGCACGCCCAGACUCUGUGUGGAGACCCUGGUAGUACCUCAGCGCAAAAACGGCACAAAUCUACUUGAUUUUUAAAAAAAUAUGUUUUGUAAAUUUACUUGAGAGGAUAAUGUUUACAAAGUUCUCCAGUUUGAUGUGAUCUAUUUUGUUAUACGGCACAAUUUGUUAGCCUCAAGAGGUUUUGAAAAGCACUGUAUUUUUGGACAUAAAUAAAAUGUUUCUAUGAUGUUUAUGCUUA